Closterium sp. Naga37s-1 is the source of this 1020-nucleotide messenger RNA. Lineage: Eukaryota; Viridiplantae; Streptophyta; Zygnematophyceae; Desmidiales; Closteriaceae. The record is from the annotation of a GenBank genome assembly.
AUGCUCGCCUCGGAGCUAGCCGUUGGCUUUGGCUGUGUCGCAACAACUCCCUUCGCCCCAUCCUCCUCUCACCACCGACCAAGCACUGCUCCUCCCGUUUCUGAUUCCCUUUCCAGCACGUUCUUUGCAAGCCAACCAAACCGGCACGUCAAGGGCCGGCGUGUGCUGGUGGUGACCAAUGAAAGCAUCGCGCCGCUGUUCUUGGAGCGGACUAUUUUGGCGCUGACACAUGGCAACCCCCAAUUGGAGGUUCGCAGCGUCGUGCUGCCGGACGGCGAGCAGUUCAAAGACCUGGAAACCCUCAAUCUGAUCUUCGACCGAGCCCUGGAGACCCGCAUGGACCGGCGUUGCACCUUCGUGGCUCUUGGGGGAGGCGUCGUCGGCGACAUGACUGGCUUCGCCGCGGCCUCGUACCUACGAGGCGUCAAUUUCAUCCAGAUUCCCACCACCGUCAUGUCUCAGGUGGACUCGUCGGUGGGGGGCAAGACAGGUGUCAACCACCGGUUGGGCAAGAACAUGAUAGGCGCGUUCUACCAGCCGCAGUGCGUGCUGAUCGACACCGACACGCUCGCGUCGCUCCCCAACAGGGAGCUCGCGUCGGGCCUGGCGGAGGUGAUUAAGUACGGGCUCAUUCGCGACGCGGAGUUCUUCGAGUGGCAGGAGGAGAACAUGGACCGGCUGUUGGCGAGGGACCCGGCAGCACUGGCAUUUGCGAUCAAGCGGUCGUGUGAGAACAAGGCAGCAGUGGUGGCGGCUGAUGAGAAAGAGGGCGGCCUCAGAGCCACUCUCAACCUUGGCCACACCUUCGGCCAUGCCAUAGAGAACGGAUUAGGAUAUGGCGAGUGGCUGCAUGGGGAGGCGGUGGCAGCAGGCACGGUGAUGGCAGCACACAUGUCGCACCGCAUGGGGUGGAUCGACUCGGCUCUGAGGGAUCGCAUCACUGCUAUCAUCAAGAAGGCCCGGCUGCCCACGCGGCCCCCGUCUGCUGUCACCAAGGAGCAGUUUAGAAGCCUCAUGGCG